ACGCGCGAUGCCUGUGAGGCUUGGCUGGUGUCGCACGCGGGGGCCGCCGCGCCUGGCUCCUGGCAGGACAGGGAGCAGGCCGCGCGGCCCGCGCUGGCCGAGUUGGCGUGGGCGGCAGCGGGGGAGCUCCUCGGGCAGCAGGACCGCGGUUCCGCUCCCGCUGUCCCGAGGCUGGCGCCGCCGCUGCUGCAUUCGGAUGCCCUAUCGUUCGUUACUGUGCAAGGGCGGCCUUGGAUUUGCACUUGCGGUGCCACGGUCUUCUCGCCCCCAGCAGUGGUGGAGGACGUGGCGGACGUUGUGCAGCCCCAGGUCGCGGAGUCCCAGCAGCUCCCGUCCGAGGAGUCGCCGCGCGCGCCUCCAACUCUUUCUCCGCUCUCUCCGCCUUCGUCGCCUUCGUUGGUGGGUGGUGAGGAGGUCCUGGAGUUCGAGGUGGAAGAGGACAUCCUUGGCCCGUCGUCGGUGCGCGGCGAGGCGGACCUCCAGGGCGCGGACGAGGCCAGCGUCCCCCCGCUGCUCGCGGCGCACCCUGGAGGUCUGCCGACCACCGCGACCGAGGCGAGCUCCAGAGUUGAUCCUGCGUGGGCUCCGGAUCUCACCCCCUUCCUCCAGAUCGCGCGCUGCCCCCUCUCCCUCCUCGUCGUCGUUGUCGUCGUUGUCGUCCUCCUCCUCCUCCUUCUCCUUCUCCUGUCCACCCGAGUCUGGGGCUAG
Messenger RNA from Prorocentrum cordatum, 708 nucleotides. The record is from the annotation of a GenBank genome assembly. Lineage: Eukaryota; Dinophyceae; Prorocentrales; Prorocentraceae.